GACUUCUCUAGUUCCAAUUCUGCUUUAUUUAGAAGUCCACCUACAAACCAAGACAUCAUUCAAAAGCUGAAUGACAUUGUUCCUCUUGAUGACUCUCAUCAUCGAAUUCGAUUACUUGUGGACACAAGCUCUAGAAUAACAGUGGAACAUACACCAUUGCCCGUGCCUGAGUAUUCGAACGAAACAUUGGAGGAGGCGGUGCGUAUGGUGCCUUCCUUUGAUGUAGUUUUAGACACGCAGCCGUUUGCAGUGUCCACCCAAGACCCUUACGUACUUCAUAAGACAACCCAACGUGAGAUGUAUGAUUUAUCUAGAGAGAGAACAGGUUGUGAAUGGCAUGGUCCAGGCCCAUUUGACGUAAUUUUAUGGAAUACUCAAGGCGAAAUUACAGAGACAAGUAUUACCAACAUAGCAAUUCGAUUCAUUGUUGACGGUCAACCUAUUUGGAAGACACCCAGAGUCAGUUGUGGUGUAUUACCAGGUGUCUUUCGAGCUUUUUUACUCAAAAGUCAUCCUAACCUUGUGGAAGAUAUUAUUACAGUUGAAGACUUAAAAGCCGCACAAAAGGUACACAUAUUUCAAUCUAUAAACGUGAGAGAAUGGGAUCCACUAAUUUUAUUAAUUAUUGAAUAG
This is a messenger RNA of Mucor mucedo, 633 nucleotides long. RefSeq names its product aminotransferase. The record is from RefSeq and is a predicted model, not a curated record. NCBI's taxonomy places the organism in Eukaryota, Fungi, Mucoromycota, Mucoromycetes, Mucorales, Mucoraceae. The transcript has 2 exons. Gene Ontology annotation, molecular function: catalytic activity. The annotation marks the transcript as partial.